UAAUGAGAGUGGCAAUAGUGGCGGAAAGACACACACGGAAAAUAACAAAUAAUAAAUAUAUUUAAUAAAAUUGAUAAAAUAAGUUAUUAAGUUGGAGCUGUGUGAAAUUCAAAAUUGUUUAGUUAUUAUAAAUUUUAGUAGAACGUAUUUGUUAAUAUAAAUAAAAAAUUUUUUUGGAAAUCAUCUUUUUUGGUUGUGCAGAAUUUCGUCAAAAAUUUCAAGUGAAAGUCCCUAAACCCAACUUGGCCCAAAGAAAACACGACAAAGAGAAAUUUGUAGUAGAAGGAAGUAGUAUAUAGAAGAUGUCAUUUCGUGUAGUCCGCAGCUCAAAAUUUCGUCAUGUUUAUGGCCAGGCUCUGAAACGUGAGCAAUGCUAUGACAAUAUACGAGUCUCAAAAUCCAGCUGGGACUCCACAUUCUGUGCCGUCAAUCCGAAAUUCUUGGCCAUCAUUGUGGAAUCUGCGGGCGGUGGAGCAUUCAUCGUUUUGCCACACAAUAAAGUUGGACGCAUCGCUGCCGAUCAUCCAUUGGUGGGAGGACACAAGGGACCAGUUCUCGACAUCGCUUGGUGUCCGCAUAAUGACAAUGUCAUAGCCUCUGGCUCAGAGGAUUGUGUGGUCAAAGUGUGGCAAAUACCCGAUGGAGGAUUGUCCCGUACAUUAACCGAACCCGUGGUGGACUUGGUCUUCCAUCAGCGUCGUGUGGGUCUAGUUGUGUGGCAUCCAUCGGCUCUUAAUGUAUUGCUGACGGCAGGUUCUGAUAAUCAGGUGGUCAUUUGGAAUGUCGGCACUGGUGAGAUUCUGGUUCAUAUUGACUCCCACCCCGAUAUUGUGUACAGUGCCUGCUUCAAUUGGGAUGGCUCCAAGUUGGUGACCACAUGCAAGGACAAGAAAAUCCGCAUCUAUGAUCCACGCACAGCGGAACUCGAAAGCGAAGCUAUGUGCCAUGAGGGCUCAAAAGCCACUCGGGCAAUUUUCCUGCGGCACGGACUGAUUUUUACCACUGGAUUCAAUCGCAGCUCCGAGCGUCAGUAUUCAUUGCGUGCCCCAGAUGCCUUGAACGAGCCCAUUGUCAUGGUGGAGCUGGACACAUCGAAUGGUGUGAUGUUCCCCCUGUACGAUGCGGACACAAAUUUGAUUUACUUGUGCGGCAAGGGUGAUUCGGUUAUACGAUACUUUGAGGUCACACCGGAGCCACCGUUUGUGCACUAUAUCAACACAUUUCAGACCACAGAACCUCAGCGUGGUAUUGGUCUGAUGCCGAAACGCGGCUGUGAUGUCACCACCUGCGAGGUAGCCAAAUUCUAUCGGAUGAACAACAAUGGUCUUUGUCAGGUCAUCUCGAUGACUGUGCCCCGCAAAUCGGACCUGUUUCAGGAGGAUCUCUAUCCGGAUACACUGGCCGAAGAUGCGGCCAUUACGGCCGAAGAGUGGAUGGACGGCAAGGACGCCGAUCCCAUAACAUUCUCGCUCAAAGAUCGUGUUUCCAUUGUACAGGGUGGCUAUGUAUCCUCAUCGGCCAGCAAAUCGCUGUCCGUCAACAAGAAGGCCAAUAUUCUCAACAAGCCAAGAGGAGCAAGCGGAGCUGGAGCUGGCAGCAGUAGUCCGAGCGGGGGCAAUCAUUCAUCGGCGAAUAACAAUGAAUCCAAUGAUGGUGUCGCAUCCGGUCCAGUAUUUAUCUACACGGAAAAAGAACAUCGCAAUAUUCUGGAUGAAAUUCGCAAACUGAAGGCCAUCAUAGUGAAGCAAGAGAAUCGACUACGUGCCGUAGAGGCCAAGACCAAUGCGGGCAAUGGUGAUGAGACGGAUGCACGCAACAAGAAUGGCAGUGCAGGAAGCAGCAAUCAGCCAGCGGCGUCCGCGGCAGCUGCGUCCUCGGCGGACAGUCAAAGUGCCAAUGAUCAUGCGUCGUCGAAAUCGGCGACAGCGGAGCAUGAGGACGAUUAGAUAGGAUCUUGGGUUGGGGAGAGAGAGUGAGAGAUGGAAAACUGCUUGUAGAAGCUCGUCGUUGUCGUUAUCGCUAAAAAGAAAACCUCUUUCUAAAAAAAACAAAAGAAAAACACCAACAAAAUAAAAGAAACCAAAUCAUAAAUGAUUUAUUAUUUCGCGUCUAUGUUUAUGAUUUCGAUUAUUUAUUUUAUGUAAUUUUUAAUUAAUUAGUAAUGUCGUGUACACUUUUUUAAUACGAGCGAAAUCAGGAGAGUAGUAGCAAGCAAAGAGAACAUCCUGCCAAAAAAUAUAUAUCAAAACCUAACGAACUACCUACAGUUUGCGCCCAAAAUCAAAAUGCAAAAAUAAAAACGAAAUUUUAUGUAAAUUUUAACAAAACAAGAACACAAGGCAAAGCAUAGACUAAAAUUGAAUGCAAUCAUCGUAAAAUAAAAAAUCAUUAUCUAUACCUAUAUAUACAUGCAUGCAUCUACAGAAAUUUUUGAUAAAUAACCAUUUGUAUACCUUUCUAUCGAGACAUUAAACAUAUACAUACAUACUCUAUAACAUGACAAUAGUUUUUAAAAAUUGAUAUUGAUCCGUUGUGUGUAUAUAGCCUUUGCUAAUGCUCGGACAGAUCCAUAAAUAUGUUUUUAUCAUGCUUUUUCUAAAAACAAAAUAUAAAAAAAAAAACAAUUUUCGUUCUAACUAAUAAUAAGUUGUAUUUUGUAAUAAUAAUAAUAAUAAAAAACAAAAACGAACCAUUAUAAACCAACGAACCCAUUUAUAAAAUGAUUAUAAAUCUUUUAUUUCAAUUAUUAGUUCCGUUUUCAUUGUUUCAAACGAAUUAUUGUUUUGUUUUCUGCAGUGAAAGAGCUACUACUACUGCACAUAGCCUACCGAUUUUUAUAAUACUAUAAUGUAUUUUAUAUACAAUUCGAUACUGAAUAAAAUAAUACAGACAAUACAAUCAAAAACAA
Drosophila willistoni is the source of this 2908-nucleotide messenger RNA. It is a transcript of the gene coro, whose product is annotated as coronin-1C-A. Lineage: Eukaryota; Metazoa; Arthropoda; Insecta; Diptera; Drosophilidae. The record is from RefSeq and is a predicted model, not a curated record. The coding region runs from base 303 to 1946 and encodes 547 amino acids. Gene Ontology annotation, biological process: actin filament organization. The transcript is spliced from 6 exons. Gene Ontology annotation, molecular function: actin filament binding.